Ziziphus jujuba (common jujube) is the source of this 1292-nucleotide messenger RNA. RefSeq lists its product as uncharacterized. The record is from RefSeq and is a predicted model, not a curated record. Gene Ontology annotation, molecular function: ubiquitin protein ligase activity; zinc ion binding. Lineage: Eukaryota; Viridiplantae; Streptophyta; Magnoliopsida; Rosales; Rhamnaceae. The coding region runs from base 418 to 1149 and encodes 243 amino acids. The transcript has a single exon.
UAUAUAUAAUAAUAUAUUAUUAAACAAAUUUAAUGCAAUAUGUGUUGUGUACAAUUUGCAAUACCUUAACAGAAUAUAAUAAGUUUAAAUAAGAUGAAGCAGUGUGUGGUACCACAAUUCCCAUUGACGUGCCUUGAGGAUUUAACAUGUACCACCACAACACGCUCACUCAAAAAGCUUUUUGGAAUUCUACACCUUCGCUUUCUCUGUUUCUCUGCAAAUGCAUAUUUCCCUAAUCCACCGCUAUCCUUCAUCUAUCCCUCAACUCCACUCAACGAAUCCCAUUCUCACCCACCACAAUAUUCCCCUACUUAACACAAUACGUAACAGUUUUCCCUCUGACAUCAAUUCAUUCUUCACAAAAAUCUUAUCAUCACAUCAACCGCCACCUUAACUCAACUGCCAUAUCUGUCAACAAUGGAGUCCGUGGGCUCCAAUCCCUCCCCGCCAAAUACUCAACCACCCCGGGCCUCUCAUCACCGGUUUAGAUUCUCCGCCCAAUCCUUUGCGGACCGCAUGGUUCGGGCCCUCCACCACCACCUCCACCUCCUCCACCGCUCCGACUCCGAUUUCUACGUAUUGGGUGCCACCGGCAACGUCUACAUCGUCACCUUAUCCUCCAACCCUUCCUGCACGUGCCCCGACCGUGCCACCCCGUGCAAGCACAUACUCUUCGUGUUUAUUCGUGUACUGGGCGUAUCUCUGGAGGACAAUUGUCUCCGUCGGAGGACUCUCCGUGCUUGCCAGCUGAACCGGUUGCUGGGUUUGCCGACUUUGCCGGACGCGGUGGCGGGGGCUGGUGUCCGGAAGAGGUUCCACCAGCUUUACUUUGGUCAGGCGAGGGAAGGGUGGAGGAGCAGACCAACGGUGGAGAUUGAAGAAGGAACGGCGUGCCCUGUUUGUCUGGAGGAGAUGGACGGGAAGGAAGAGAGAGUUGUGGUGUGUAGGACUUGCAAGAAUCCCAUCCAUGAGGAAUGCUUGUUGAGGUGGAAGAGAAGCACUGGGAGGAGAUCUGCUAGCUGCGUUAUAUGUCGAGCCAGGUGGAGAGAGAGGACAACGUCGGAGCAAGACAAGUACUUGAACCUCUCUGCUUAUGUCAAUGAGAGUAUUAGUGGUGGUGUUGAUGGCGAUGGUCUUUGCGGUGGUUAAUUAAUUAAUAUUUAAUUAAUCCAAAAGUGGAAUAUAUUGAUGCCAGAUUAUUCAUGAAUUUGUAAAUACAUUCAUACCAUGACAACCGUCAAAUUGUAAUAUUAUCUGAAAGUUAACUAAUUAAUUGAUAGAGAUUGAUGCUA